Molecule: messenger RNA, 2907 nt
Organism: Naegleria fowleri
Lineage: Eukaryota; Heterolobosea; Eutetramitea; Acrasida; Naegleriidae
Exons: 2
Coding region: 1-2907 (968 amino acids)
Biological process (GO): protein dephosphorylation
Cellular component (GO): protein phosphatase type 2A complex
Molecular function (GO): protein binding; calcium ion binding; protein phosphatase regulator activity
Source: RefSeq, a predicted model, not a curated record
AUGUCGCGAGCCCUUCCUUUAAUGAUUGGAGGUCACAGUAUGAAUUCUGAAAUUGUGGCCUAUUUGGCAGGAACCUUUGUCGUUCUUUACAACAUUAAGAGGAGUAAGCAAGUGAAAUAUUUAGAGCACCCAACAUCGAACAAACCCUUCAGUUGCAUUGCAUUUUCAAAGGAUGGUCAAUAUUUAGCAGCCGGUGAGAGAGGCCCCAAACCAUCCAUUGCUGUUUGGGAUUUGCAUCAAAUAUUUUCUCCUUCUAUUAACAACAAGGAGAACAACAAUAAUGACACGAAUGUGACAUUAGAAAAACCAAAAAUCACUUUUGAUGUGAAGAAUCCUCUCAAGAACAAACAACAUUAUAUCAUUCAAACUGCCAUUCCAACUCUACAUCUCUACUGUACAGUAGCUGUACCAAAACAUAUCGUGAUGGACCUUGAUCGAUUAACGCAAAGCGAAUCAGCAUCCUCUUCCACAUCAUCAUCAUCAUCAUCACCGAAUAACAACACCAUUGGCUUUUCUUCUCCCAAAACCAAAGAAACUGACUCUCCCUCGGAGUUGAACCAAUACGCAAAACAAAAGCUAAACGAAUUGUACUUGUAUUGGAUCGGUCAGAAGGAAUCACAAAACUUAAUGUAUCAAUAUACCGAGUCAUUCAGCAAUGCAAUACUUUCCUCACCACCACCACCCCUUGAAAAUCAUAAUGCAAGUAUUAGGGAUGAAUUAAGUGUUUCACCGAGUUCAUCUCCAACCACUAAUGGCCGUACCAUUGAGCGGAACACUAAUUCCACUCCGAAUCACACAAUCAUUGGUGGCUACGAACAACAUUCCCUAAGAAGGAAUCCCAUCAUGCACAUGAGCAUGGAGGAGUUGGCACAUCAUCCUUCAAGCAUUUCACUGUCCGAUAUGAAAUCACCUUCAUCAUCUUCUCACAAUGCUGAACUGCUUUCCUCCCAGAGACAAAAUCUCAAUUCCAGUCUCCAUGAUCGACACUUGUCAUUGUUGACAGGAGAUCGAGUAUCUCUCAAAAGCAACCCAAUCCACUCCCCUCCUCAUCCUCAGCACCAACAACAACGAUCACCACACUCUCCCAAAAUAUUCUCCUCCUCACCUAGAUCCUCACCGACAUCAUCCCCAUCUUCCUCAAAAUCUUCAUCCGCUCAAGUACUUGUGGAUGAAGUGGACUUUUCAGUCUCUUCCAUUCAACACAAGCUUUCCACACAUGAAAAUCACCACCAUCACUCUACACAUCCUCAUCCUGCUUCCCCAACUUUGAAUAAUGCUGAACCAUUUACUACCACGCUUCAUGAUCCUUACGGAAAUGUUGUGUCAAUCUCGAACUCACUCCAACAUAUUACUCCUCACUCAUACCAUCCAACGUCAGCUGUCUCUUCAGCAUCCACUUCCUGUUCAACACCUCCAAAAUCACCUCUUCAGUCACCAACAAGAUCUCAAAAAUCAGCUUGCCAUUUAGAAAUGGAACCUCUUCUCCAAUCUUCUACUACACGCAGAAGGCUUAAUUUUUCUGAUGAGCUCGAGUUAGGAAACUCAGACCCAAGCACUCAUAAAACCGGUCUCCUUCAAAGAAAACUUCAGGAAUUACAAAAUGUUGCCAGUAAUUAUGAAAGUCAAAAAAAGAAGAUGAAAAUGUCGGUGGACGAAGCUUCUUUUUCUCAAAUUCCAAGAUUUUACUUCCCCAAUGAAAAGUCACAAACUAGUGAAAAGAUGAAACAGGACAUUUACAAGAUUAAGAAUUUCUUUUUAGGCUAUCCUUCAGGUGUUGCCAUAGAACAGUUUGGAAAGAUUGUGACUGACAUUUGUGAAAUGCCGUCGUUUUUCAAAAGCCAUAUUUUCAUGAGAAUUGACGAGCUUGGAACUGGCUCAAUAACGUGUGAAAUGUUUGAGGAUUACUAUAGAAAGCAUUUACAAUUUGACAAUGAAAGUUACAGAUACUUUAAUGUCAUCAAACAACAGAAAAAUGAUUUCAUAGUCCCUCAAGAUUUCGAGAUUAUCAUGAGAGAACUAUUGACAGUUCAUCCAGGAUUGAGAUUUUUAGAAUCAACCCCUGAAUUUCAAGACAAGUACAUGGAAACAGUCAUUAUUCGUAUUUUCUAUACGCUAAAUAGAUCCGUGAAUGGAAGAAUUUCAUUGAGGGAGCUCAAGAAUAGCCCUCUUGUUGAUGUUUUCAAACUAUUGGAUCGAGAGCAAGAUACCAACAACGAAAUUAACUUUUUUGCAUAUGAACAUUUCUAUGUCCUCUAUUGUAAAUUUUGGGAAUUGGACACGGAUAGAGAUGGAAUGCUGUCAAAAGAAGACCUUAUGGCUUAUGGCGAUGGUUGCCUUACAGAGUUUAUUGUUGAUCGCAUCAUGGGAGGCAAUGGUAAAAAGCUUACCGGAAAAUUUCCUGGCAUGAUGUCGUACGAAGACUUUAUUUGGUUUUGUCUUUCAGAAGAAGACAAGACCACUCCUGUUGCACAAGAAUACUGGUUCAGGUGUGUAGACAUUGAUGGUGACGGAGUACUAAGUCUUUACGAGCUGGAGCAAGUAUUUGCAGAACAGAAGGAAAGAAUCAAACAGUACGAUCCGGAAAUUUCGUUUGGAGAUGUUCAUUGCCAAAUUAUUGACAUGUUAAAGCCGAAAAAUCGAGACGCCAUCACUCUUUCCGAUAUUAAGAAAUCUAAAAUGUCUCCCGUAUUCUUUAACAUAUUGUUCAACUUAACCAAGUUCUUUGUGGUAGAACAAAAAGGGACUUUAGGAUCUAAUGGAACCAAUAUAUGGGCUCAGUAUGCAAAAGAAGAAUAUCAGAGAUUGAUUUCCGAAGAUGAGGAGGAGCAACCAGUGGACAUGGUUGACGAAGAAGACGAAAUGGAUAAGGACGAUCUUGUUGACGAAAAAGAGGCCUGGGAAAUGUAG